UCGAAGACGUUAUAUCAGGCGUAUAAUUUCGUUGUCCGAUACUCAUUGUAUUAGUAAGGUUAGGAUGAAUCGAGCCUUGUUUAGGAAGUUGUGUGACCUCCUUGUUAGUGAUGGUGGGUUGAAAGGUACCGAUAACAUAGAUAUAGAUGAGAUGGUGAUGAUCUUCUUGAUAACAAUUGGACAGAGCAACUUGAUGGGAUUCUUAUACAGUGUAUGCAAGAGCUGGCUCAGAAACACCAAGUGGAGAAUGGCAAUUUCAAUAAUGGAUCUUUUACUGAGCUUGAGAACUUGAUGCAUCAGAAGGCACCUGGCUGCGGAGUAAAGGUGGAACCAAAUAUAAGAUCCAGGCACAAGAAGCUGAAAAGGGAUUUCAUGGCGGUACACUUGCUUCGUUCGAAGAGUGGACAAGGCUGGGAUGAAAGCACAUGCACACCAUAUCUUGAUGAUGAUGUGUUUGAAGACCUUCUCAAGGUGCAUCCAAACAUAAAAAACUUGAACAAGAAGCUUUUCCCCUUCUACAACGAGCUAGCUGAGGUAUUUGGGAAAGGUGGGACAGCUGCUGGUCGAUGUACAGGUGGCAUAUCUAAUGGUCCACCAUCACCUGAAUCUGUCGUGGAUUUGGAAGGAUUUGACUCACCAAUUGACCUGGAUUCUCAAAGGACCACAGAGAUCAUGGAUGACUUAAUCAACGAAGGUAUUGAGCUGCAACAUCCUGCCUUUUCACCUCCGUUUGAUCCAGUAGGUGCUCCAGCCACCAAGAUUCAGCCUUGUAGACCAAAGAAUGCAGCUGCCAGCAACAUAUGUGCUAAGAAGAAGGCAAAAAAAAUUGAAAUUAACACUGAUGAAGCUAUAGUUAAUGUCUCAUCCCAACUUGGUGAGCUGAAGCCAAUAAUCUUCAAGGCCGUGGAAGCUCUUGGCUCCAUAAUAGGUGAUCGUGAUGGUGACAACAGUAAGCAAGCUGCUUUGAUCAAGGAGAUAGGGAAAAUUGGAGGACUCACUCGUGACCAAGUCAUUGAUGCUGCUAUGGCUUUAGUGGACAACGAGCCAAAGACUCGACUUUUCUAUGCACUAGAGAGCGAGGAAGACCGGUGCUACUUCAUCAGGAGCUUGCUACGUUGACAUUAGUGGUGUAGGAUUGACUUCCUAGUCUAUUUUGCAGAACACAUGUGGGAUGUAUGCGAAACUUUUUUUUUUGUGCAAGGUUAGCUCAUGCUGGAAGUUUGGCGGUGGAAAACCAUCAUUUUGCAGAAGUUUCCUUUCAUCCCAAAUGUUAUAGAUGUGUUAGACUUAUGGUUGCUGGUUUUAAACGGUUGUGAAAGCUAUUGGCAGGAACCUUCUUUAUAUUCUUCUGAUAUUAUUAAAUUUUUUGGUUUCGU
Messenger RNA from Linum trigynum, 1376 nucleotides. NCBI's taxonomy places the organism in Eukaryota, Viridiplantae, Streptophyta, Magnoliopsida, Malpighiales, Linaceae. The record is from the annotation of a GenBank genome assembly.